AUGGGUAAGUUGAACUACUCAGCUAGAAAAAUCACAGGCCUUAAGGCCGGACAGGUUGUGUCCAAGGAUUUGAAAAAGAGAAUCACUCCCGGCGUUGGCGCGAAAGCUGCGGCAAGAGAUCCGAAUGUGGAACUCGAUGUCUCGGGCAAGGAACUCACCGACGAGGGCUUUGCUGAAUUCAUUGAUGACCUGAUCGCUUGCAUGAAGUACCGCGACGAGGAGCACCCCGAAGGCUCUGCUAAGGUGACCGAGCUGCAUUUGCAGGGCAACCAGCUCACGGUCGAAGCGCUCCGGAAGCUAUCUGAAGUUAUCAAGCUUAGUAUUGCCGAUCUUCGAGAAUUGGACAUCUCCCAUAACAACCUUGUGGUUUGCACCCCCGAAGAGCAGGAGAUAUGGUACGACUUUCUCGACUCGUUCAAGAACUGUUUCUUGCUGAAGAAGCUCGAUCUCGGAAAUAAUCCACUUGGACCGAAGGGCAUUGAGGUCCUCGCUCGUGUUUACAUGCAAAGCGACCUGGACUUUCUCGAAGCUGAUGCCGAUGCCGUCGUUGGGAUGAGCGGUGAGGGAGACCACGAAGCUGACGCCAUCGCAAAUGAAUUGGAAAAUCUCAAGAUAAACGGGGGGGACAACGAAACUAUCAAAAAGACGUCUUCGAAGCAAUCGCCCAAGAAGAGCAAGGUUGCACAGCAGAAUGGUUCUUCUCACGCUACUUGCGCCACGAAGAAACUUACCUAUAUAGAGCUGAAGCGAUAUGCCUGCACUCGAGGCCUGCGCUCGAUCCCGUUCCUUAUCAUUUCCAACACCAACUUGACCAGCAGUUGUGCCGUGCAUCUGUCAAGCAUGCUGAGCAUGCACCGCAGUCCCGAGCAGCUCUUGGCUUUUCUACCCAGUGGAAAAGGUCCCAUCCUGCCAGAAACGGCAGAGCAAUGCAAGGGCAUCAUAUGGCUCCCGAAUGAUGGCCUUGGUCUGAAUGAAUGCAAGCUUCUCGACAAAGCCGAGUUGGUGCGCGAGUACAAGUCUAACGAUGACACUGCAAACGACGAGCUUAGUGAGGACGACGACCAGAAUGCGGCACAACGCAAGCUGCAGAAGAAGCUUGACAUCGAGCACGCUAGACUCGCCAAGAGAGUGUGUAUUGAGGCUCUAAAGAAAGAGGGCGUACACAGCAACGAUAUCUGGAGAGUCGCGUUGAAGAUGAUGACUGUCUCCCGCGCUUUACUUUUAAACGACAGAGAUCGCAUCGUCGAAGCACCCUCUGAGGAGGAGCCCUCGAGCGUGGAGGAGACUGACGAGAGGGUCGAAGAGCAAGAAACCAUGGAGCAGAGUCCAGAAUACGUCUUCGACGAAUAUGAACUCUUCGAACCUAUUGAUGUCGGACCCUUUCAUCCCGGUGCUAAGCACUUUGAAGUCAACUUUCCCUCUUUGCAUCAAGUUCAGCAAGUUCAGCAAGUUCAACAAACUAACGGCCACGACAAAGACGUCCAGUCUCGAGAGACAAAGGAAUCCACACCGCCGAGCCAGCCAGCCCGCUCAGGAAAGGGUAAAUCCCAUCCCAGUUCGGUCUCUCGCAGCUCUCGUAAGCGAGAAUGGCGCUUCGGACUGCCCUUUGCAUUCUGGCGUCAGAUUAUCGCGGAUGCUGUCGGCGCUGACGGUAUUCUCAGUCACCAGCAGCAAGUCCGCAUCAUGACUUACGCUGCCGAUUGGAAUGCUGUGAGCUAUGAGCUGACCAUCAAAGGAGCGGAAGAUCACCAGCAGAUUUGGAAGUUCCUUGAGACUGUCAAAUGCAUCACCUACAGCUCUUUGACUUGA
Messenger RNA from Aspergillus viridinutans, 1809 nucleotides. RefSeq lists its product as uncharacterized. Bases 1 to 1809 code for a protein of 602 amino acids. Gene Ontology annotation, molecular function: protein binding. The transcript has 4 exons. The record is from RefSeq and is a predicted model, not a curated record. NCBI's taxonomy places the organism in Eukaryota, Fungi, Ascomycota, Eurotiomycetes, Eurotiales, Aspergillaceae.